Lathyrus sativus (Indian pea) is the source of this 1647-nucleotide messenger RNA. The record is from the annotation of a GenBank genome assembly. NCBI's taxonomy places the organism in Eukaryota, Viridiplantae, Streptophyta, Magnoliopsida, Fabales, Fabaceae.
AUGGAGGACAAUGAUAAAACGAAGGGUGGAGGAAGAGGUAUAGGUAGAGGUAUUAGUAGAGGUAAGAGAGGUAGGACUACUGCUACUUUGUCACAAUCUAUUAUUGGUCAACCUGCGAAUACUCAACUUCCCCAUUCCACUUUUAUCCCCCGUGUUUCACCCGAGAGAGUUAGGGAUACCACUACUUUGUCACAAACUAUUAUUAGGAAACCUACAAAUAAUUCCACAUCUCAUAAAGUUAUAAAUACUCAACUUCCAACUUCUACUCCUAUACCUCAUGUUUCAUCUGAAAGAGGUAAGGGUACCACUACUUUGUCACCAUCUAUUAGUGUCCAUCCUACAAACUCUUCCACAUCUCAUAGAGUCACACAUUCUCAAUUUCAACACUCCAUCCCUAGCCCUCAUGUUUCAUCUGAAAAAGGUAGGGGUACCACUAUUUUGUCACCAUCUAUUGUUGGCCAGCCUACAAAUUCUUCCACAUCUCAUAGACCUGUAGAUUCUCAAUUUCAACACACCACUCCUAGCCCUCAUAUUUCCUCCUCAGUUAGUCCACCUAUUUCUUCUCCGCCUAGCUCGUCACAUGUCCCAUCAGCUAAUGCAUCAGGUGAUGAUCCACAUGUAUCAUCAUCCCAUGUUGAUUCACCUCCAAAAAUUGGAAGUAAGGACCCCACUGAUGGAAGGGUUUGGAUUCGUCCAGGUCCACAAAAAAUUUUUGACCCUGCAAUUCAACCUACACGAGAGAUUGCGAAAAUUAUCAAACGUAAGUUUUUAGUGUCUUGGACAAACUAUGGAGAGAUGAAGGGCAAAGAAGAAUUUAAAACUGUGAACGAAUUAUGGCUUGGAGAGUUUAAGAGAAAGUACAAGUGGCUACUCGAACAUGAAGAAGAAAUUAAGAAGAUAUUUGAUCAUAAAACCUCUGAUGCAUAUUCAAACACAAUGUAUAGGGUGAGAAAAAAGAUUGAUCCAGGUGAUUGGAUUCCUACUGAAACACUCAAGAUAUUAGAAGAAAAAUGGAAUGACGAUAAGUGGAAAAGAAAGUCAGAAAUUAACACUCACAACAGAAGAUCUUCGGAUGGUCCACUACACACUGGAGGAUCAAUUCCAACAACCGAGCACUAUAAGAGAUUAAAAGAAUCCUCAGAUGCAAAUCCAACUUGUUGGGACUUAUUUCAAAAGACCCACAGAGUGAAGGGUAACCCAAACAAAUGGGUUUCUACAAAAUCAGAGAUGGUUGCGAAUGAGUAUGAUAAAAGGAUUCUUGAGAGGGACUCACAAGAGGCACCUGGAGAUGAUGUUUCUAGUCAUCAAUCUGACAACAACAUCUUCUUAGAUGUUGUUGGAGGAGUGGACAAGAAGGGUCGUAUAUAUGGUUUGGGACCAGAAGCAGCAAAGUACAAGUCAUAUAGAUCUUCAACAUUUGACGGUAUCUCAUCAUCUGAAUAUGAACAAAUGAGGACUGUUAUUUUUGAUUUGUCUGCUGAAAAUAACACCCUUAAAGAGAAACUUAAGACUCAUGAGGAUUUGAUUCAUGCAUCACAAGAAGACUCACGUUUGCUUAGAGAACAAUUAUUUCAAUUUAUGAAAAGUUUUUCAGCAGGUCAUCAACCUCCACGUUCAGAUCAAAAUCCGUCUUCACCCACUUCUUAA